This is a messenger RNA of Penicillium olsonii, 1431 nucleotides long. Lineage: Eukaryota; Fungi; Ascomycota; Eurotiomycetes; Eurotiales; Aspergillaceae. The record is from the annotation of a GenBank genome assembly.
AUGGAUCUCUCCCGCGUCCUUGCCGCGAAUAUCGACGGCCGUACCCAAAACACACGCUAUCGUCAAUCCCAGUUGCAGAAGCUUCAAUUGGCCCUCGUGGAGCAUAUCGCUGAUAUUCAAGAUGCCAUCCAUUCGGAUUCAGGACAUACUCGAGCCGAGGUGCGCGCGGAAAUAGUGUUUGCGUUACAGGAGCUACGAGCGCAUUACUCGGGUUUGAGUCUGGAGAAAGAUCUCAAGGCCGAGUAUCGAAUCGCGCACGGUAAGGAUAAUCCAGAUGGAGCGCGCGGUGUUGGGAUAGUUUACAUUGUUCCGAGCGGCCAUACACCAUUCUUCUCGAUCGUGUCUGCACUGAGCGCAGCACUGGCAGCGGGAAAUUGCAUUGUCCUUGAGCUCCCUCAAACAACAAGCAUGCUGCCAGCAGUACUCCGCAACAUAUUGCCUAAAGCAUUGGACCAUGACACUUUCACCAUUGUGGCACAAAGACCGGAUGCAUCAUUCCUAAGCAAGACUUUGAUGGUGGUGCAGACAGGCGAAAGCUAUACUGGACUGGUCUCGCCCUCAAAUUUGCAGGCUGUUGCUAUUGUUGACCGCACAGCCGAUGUUGUCCAAGCAGCAGAGGCAUUGGUUGCCGCGCGCUUCGCACUGGGUGGCCGCUCAGCCUACAGCCCUGACCUAGUAUUGGUGCAUGAAUUUGUCAUGAAGCCUUUCGUGGAAGCUGUGAUUACCCAUGCAUCCAAGUACCUCGCCGGUGAGAAUGGAGAAGCAAGAACUCUAUCCCGGAAAUCCACUCUUUUGGACACAAUUCAAAAAGAGCGCACAGCUCGAGUGCUGGUGUCGGGAAGUAAUUGGGGUGUAGUUGAGGUUCAGGAUCGCAAAUCAUCGCUUUUGAGAAGGAAAAUCGAGGAGAAAGUACUCCUGGUUCACUCAGUCACCAGUUUAGACGAUGCAAUUGAUACAAGGUCAGUUUACCCCAUUUUCAGUCAUAAUGGAGCUGAAAAUCUCAGCACCGAAACGCUGGCAGCGACUUAUGCCUUCGCUGCGCCGUCGUCGGCCAAAUAUCUCACGCAAUUCAUCGACGCUCACGUUUCGUGGGUAAACCAUGUCCCUAGUCACAUGCUCAUCGGUCCCGCCAUCCCUCAAGGUUCACCUGUCACGCAAACCCGCUACACAAAGAGCCAAUUCGAGAUCCCACGCCCGCAGAUACUCACCUCGGCCCUAGGCUCCGUUGAGAAAAUCCUGCAGAAUGAAUCCAAAGCCGAUCAAAUUUGGAGGGAGGCUCUUGCACCGCUGCCGUCGACGAACCAAAGACCUGGCUUCAAGAUUGGAUUCUUCGAGCAAGGUAUCAUCACAGGUGGGUUGAUCACGCUAGGCUCGCUGGUUGCGACGGCUUCGACCUUGGGAUACUAUACUUGGACUUUCAUCAGAGCUUGA